Messenger RNA from Drosophila mauritiana, 1266 nucleotides. It is a transcript of the gene Oli, whose product is annotated as class E basic helix-loop-helix protein 22. Gene Ontology annotation, molecular function: protein dimerization activity. NCBI's taxonomy places the organism in Eukaryota, Metazoa, Arthropoda, Insecta, Diptera, Drosophilidae. The coding region runs from base 294 to 992 and encodes 232 amino acids. The record is from RefSeq and is a predicted model, not a curated record. The transcript has 3 exons.
ACGGCGACGGUGGCGUCGGUGGCAAAAAGUUUAUAAUCAUCCGCGCUGACAGAGCAAAAGAGACGGCAAAUAGAGACGGAGGGAGAGAGAGAGAGCGAGCGGAGAAAAAUCGGAAAAUCGUUAUGCGACUACUAUAACCCACCACAAAAUCGCGGUCGUCUCUGUUGUUGCCGGGCACCUCACACUCGCGCAUCGAUUCCGAUUGCGAUUCAGGAUCUGAAUCCUCUGACACAGCAGCCGCAUUUGAAUUUUUUGCCUGGUUUGUGCUGGAAAAGCCCUAUAAAAUAAAUAAAAUGGAUCCCUCGAAUCUUGCUUUUGGGUUUCCCGGACUCCCCAACCACGGACACAUGCCAAUACCUCCCACCGCCAAUAUGCUUGGAGGCCAGCAUCCAGCACCCACCGCCAGUCCACCACAAAGCGUCCCCGGCCGUCGGACGCCACUUGGAUCGGUUGGUCUGGGUGGUUUCUAUGCCCAGGGAAUGGGCAUGACCCAGCAGCCACCGACGGAUGAGAACAAACCAGGGCCCAGUGCUCCGGAAAAGCCAUUGAGUCCAACGGCCGCCGCCAUCGCAGCCAUUGCCAUCAGUGGUGGCACCACCACCGUGGCCGUGUCCAGUGGUGGCGCCAGCGGAAGUGGCUCCAACAGUGGCAAGCAAAAAAACCGUCAAGGAAAGACAGUGAGGCUGAACAUAAAUGCCCGGGAACGACGUAGGAUGCACGAUUUGAAUGAUGCCCUUGAUGAGCUGAGAAGUGUGAUUCCUUAUGCGCAUUCACCUUCUGUGCGAAAGCUGUCGAAAAUAGCCACCUUGUUGCUGGCUAAGAACUACAUUCUGAUGCAGCAAAAUGCACUCGAGGAGUUGAGAAGACUACUGGCCUAUAUACAAAGCACCACGGGAGCAGCGCCAUUGGAUUUGGGUGCUUUUCCGGCGGCAGCCAAGUUGCAGGCUCUUCUUCAAGGACCUCACAACGAACCACCGACUAGCAGCAGUUAAAUAAGAGUGCGAGCCACCAUAAACUAUGGUUAAACUGAUAAGCAAUCCAUUUAUGAGCAAUACUUUUAAGUCAAUUGGAAAGAAAAUGCCAAAUACUUGUGUACUAGUCAGACGAAAGGAGGUUGAUAAGCAGCCUCUUAUCAGAGCAGCCAAGUGAAAAUCUGUUCAGUGAUAUUUAUUUUUGUCAUAAGCAUUUCUUAUUUAUGCAUUUACCUAAUGUCAACCAAUAUGUGUAAGAUGAAUAUUACCGAAUAAAGUAUUAUUGAAGUAGAAA